UUGUGAAAUAAAAUGAUUGACGAUAAAGAACUAAUAAACCCAGUGAAGUAUUUUAUGAUUUUGGCGGGUAUGUGGGUUUUUCCCCGUAAAAAAUCAAGUAUCCCAUUAAAUAUCUUUUAUUAUUGGUAUUCUCUGAUACUUCAAGGUAUUUUUGUAAUUUUUAUAGUUCUUCUAUUUGGUAAACUUUUCCAGCUAAUAUCUAUUCAAUCAGAUGUACAAGUAAUUUGGUCAGUUAUAUCUAUAAUAGAAAUAAGUGUUGGAAUCUUUAGCAAAAUAAUUAUAUACCAAUGGAAUAAGGUGCCUAAUAUGUUUGAUACAGUUAUUCAAAAGGAAAAAGAAAUUUUGUUGUACGAGGAUGACAAUAUAAAAAAUAUACAUCAACAAAGUAUACAAAUUUGUCAAAGAAUUUCAUAUGGAUUAUUUCUCAAUGUCUUUUUUGCUAUGGUGUCAAUCUUCAUAGCUGGUUUCAUAAAUUGGCCAAAUGAGAAUAAUGCUAAGAGUAAAUCAGUCAAAGAGCAACUUGAGACAUCAUUCGUUUAUCCAAUAUGGUUACCAUUUUUUGAAAAUGACCAUAAAUUAUUUACUGCUCUGUUAAAUAUAAUAUUUGCAACUAUAGGAAUUAUAUUUUAUAGCGUCAGUCACAUGAUUUUUAUUGUUUUAUUAUUUUUUGUCAUAUUACAAUUUAAAUCUAUUACAAUUAAAAUUGGAAAGUUAAAAGAAAACCCUAUAUCCACCACCGAGUUUCGAACUGAACUAAGAAAUCUAAUUUAUAGUCAUAUAUCAUUAUUAGCGUUUGUAGAAGAUUUAAAUGGAUCAAUAAGAUACGUUGUUUUUAUGGAUUUUUUGCUUAAUUCUUUGAAUGUUGCGUCAGUUGCAAUUCAACUAAUAAGUUUAAAGAUUUCCUCAGACAUUAUUUUCCUGCUUGCCUAUUUAAUUGCUUUGGUAUUGCAAGUCUUCAUUUUUGGAUGGUUAGCAGACGAGAUUAAAGUUCAGAGUUUAGCAAUAGCAGACAGCUUUUACUUUUCUGAAUGGUAUGAUCUAGAUCCAAACUCAAAAAAGUUAAUUCAUAUUGUAAUGAUUAGAGCCCAAAAGUCAUCAAAUAUUCUUAUUGGACCUUUUGGACCCCUGACGGUUGAAACAGCGUUAAAGACAAUGCAAGCAGCAUAUUCCUACAUAGUCAUUAUGCAAAGACUUAGUGAGUAACUAUAAAAAG
Molecule: messenger RNA, 1213 nt
Organism: Anthonomus grandis grandis
Lineage: Eukaryota; Metazoa; Arthropoda; Insecta; Coleoptera; Curculionidae
Product: odorant receptor 49b-like
Exons: 5
Coding region: 13-1203 (396 amino acids)
Biological process (GO): sensory perception of smell; detection of chemical stimulus involved in sensory perception of smell
Cellular component (GO): plasma membrane
Molecular function (GO): olfactory receptor activity; odorant binding
Source: RefSeq, a predicted model, not a curated record